Messenger RNA from Cinara cedri, 1616 nucleotides. The record is from the annotation of a GenBank genome assembly. Lineage: Eukaryota; Metazoa; Arthropoda; Insecta; Hemiptera; Aphididae.
GUUUCAACAAGUUGCACGAUAACGAUUUUUCCCCUGGAGGAGCGGUUGGACGCUACGACUGCGACCUGCGGGACGUCUGUAAAUUAAAGAUAAUCGAUCGUAGCAUUUGUAGCUCAACAUUCUACGGAGGCGUUAUUGUUACAUCAUUCCUGAUAGGAUUACAUGUACCCACCGAAUUCAGUCAAUUACCGUGUUCUUGUUCCGAUAACGGCUCUGGCAUGGACCAGCUCCGGGUGAAGAGUGUCAUGUACGCCACUUUGGCCGGGAUAUGCGGUUCGUCAGCAGGCAUUUUCGGAAAAAUCGGAAUGGGUCUAGAUGGAUAUUUUGGGGACAGCCCAGUAAGCGCUAACCUCGUACAUAAAUAAAAAUAAAGACACCAACGAAUGCUACUAGUAUUUAUUAAAUAAAUCACACAUUCUAGGAGUUUCAGAUCUAACAAUUUAAGUACCUAAUAAUAACACAAAUCAAACAUCAAAAUUUUCAACGUCUGUCUGUCAUUGAUGAUUUUUUUCUUUCUAAUAAGUAUGAUAUCAUCUAAUUGUGAUUAAUUCAAAUUAAUAUUGCAUCUUACCUUCUAUUUAGGAUCAAAUAAAAUACUAUACCUAGCUUUAUUUUUAGAAUUAUAUAAUUUUUUAUUGGUAUUCCUUUAACUAGUGUAGGUACAUUAGUACCUUUACCCUAUCUAUAAAUCAGUUAUCUCUGUAACACUGACAUUUAAUAAUUGUGCAGCUUUCGUUCAUCAAUUUGGGGAGGUUCAUCGCGAUAGUGAUGGUCAUCCUGGCCAACAUAGGUGUAUGGCUCAUGUACACCAAAUCUUUGCAAUUUGGCCCAACUAUAGGCAUCACCGGCAUUAGUAUUGCGGCCAAUUACAUUUUUACAGUAAGUAAACGACUACUACUACAAGUAUAUAAUUUCAAUAUUAAGAUGUACUCUACAAAUAAAUGUUUUGUAGAACAUUUUAUCUGCAAAAACAUAAAAUGAUCCUUAAUUAUUCCAUUUGUAAACUUGAUUCAUUAAAAAUAAGUAUUAAAAUUUUCUUUUAGUUGAUGAAAUUGUUUUUCAAGUAUUGCGUUUUUGUAGGAUGGAUGGCAGAGUAGGUACCACCUCUUCGCCCAAAGUUUGGACAUAGUAGACAAGUAGAUUAUUUUUAAAUCAAAAUAUUUAUUUAUUGUUACUUUUUAAACCACAAUGAGGUGUGGAUGCAUUAAUUUGUUACUAUAACCAGAGAUGUUCACUUUUUUUUUUUUGCAUACCAUUCAUGUAUUAUUAUGGAUCUGUCACGUACCACUUAUAACUAAACAUCGAACUUUUCAAAAUGUAUAUACAUUUAUUUUAAAAUGAGUAUAAUAAAAAUAAACUGUUUGCUGACCAUAUUCAAUUUUAUGCAAUUCGUUAAAUUGCUUAAAAUACUAGCCUAAUUAUUAAUGUUUUUUUUGGUAAAAAUAUUAAAUUUUUUUAUUUGUGAAGCUCCUUUAAAUAAAAAAUUGUAUUAAUAUUAUUGUUUUAUUUUACAGGCUCUUACUGGAGUAGUAUUAUUUGGCGAGAGUUGUUCAUUUUUGUGGGCCUGCGGUACACUCUCAGUCAUGGUUGGAGUUAUACUGAUGUCAACUGUUUAA